AUGUCCUUGACCUGCCCUGUGGGUCCGGAGAGGGGACUGCUGCAGCCUUCCCCAGAGGCCUGCCGACGUGUGUUCCUCGACUCCCCGAUCCUCUGCCCGCGCCGGUACAACGCCUUGUUUGGGCUUGAGGCCGAUGGUAUGCCUGCCGUGGUCCUGGACAUGACCUAUGGCCUCAGCGAAACAAAGUCGCGUGCCCGGCAAGCAGACCGUGCAACCCGAGGCAACAACCUGCUGAAGGAGCGCUUGGAUCAGAUUUGCAAGGAAGCCGAGGCCGCGAUUCUCGGCGAUGGCGCGGCCAUCCUCGUUCUGUCGCACCGCCGCGCCAGUCAGAGUCGUGUUCCAGUCAGCUCCUUGCUGGCCGUGGGCGCAGUACACCAGGACCUCAUUGCCAAGAAGCUUCGAGCCAAGGUGGCCCUGGUGGUCGAAGGGGCGGAUGCCCACGAGAUCCACCACUUCUGCUGCCUCCUGGGAUUCGGCUGUGAUGCGAUCUACCCCUACCUCUGCUACCUCAGCCUGCUACGUGUCCGGGGCACCGACCUCCCGCUGAACCAGCGCAUCGAGAACUUCCGCAAGGCCUCCGACGGAGGCAUCUUGAAGGUCAUGAGCAAGAUGGGAAUCUCCUGCCUCCAGAGCUACAAGGGCGCUCAGCUCUUCCAGGCCGUGGGCAUGGACAAGGAAGUCAUCGCCAAGUGCUUCACUGGAUGCAAGUUCGUGCUGAAUGGUGCAGGCUUCAACAUCUUCGAGAUGGAUGCGAUGGAGUUGCACAAGAUGGCCUUCCCAGACAGGCCUCAGCCGCCUCUUGUCGACAACGAGGUGGAAGAGUUGGAGGACUUCGGCGAGUAUCACUUCCGCAGCAUCCACGAGACCGAGAUCCACAUGAACACACCGGAUGUCAUCUACAAGAUGCAGGAGGCGGCACGGUCCAACUCCACUGAGGCCUACAAGAUGUUCUCCACAUGGCAGAACAAGAUCACUGAGCAGACGGAGAUUCGUGGACAGCUCGAAUUCCUGUCCGAAGAGUGCGACCCGAUUGACAUCUCCGAGGUGGAGCCAGCUGUGGAGAUCGUGAAGCGCUUCUGCACCGGCGCCGCCUCCUUCGGAUCCAUCUCCGACGAGGCCCACCGGGCCAUGGCCGUCGCCAUGAACCGCAUCGGUGGCAAGAGCAACACCGGUGAGGGCGGCGAGGACCCGAUGCGCUUCACACAGCUCGAGAAGGGCGAGUUCGAGGCCGGCGGAGCCAAGUGGGACAUCGUCAAUGGAGACUCCUUCCGCUCGAAGAUCAAGCAGGUGGCCUCCGGCCGCUUCGGUGUCACCGCGGAGUACCUGGCCAAUGCAGAGGAGCUGCAGAUCAAGCUGGCGCAGGGCGCGAAACCGGGAGAAGGAGGUGAGCUGCCAGGCUACAAGGUCAUCGGCAAGAUUGCCGAAACCCGCAAAGCCACGCCCGGCGUGGGCUUGAUCUCCCCGCCUCCUCACCACGACAUGUACUCGAUCGAGGACGUGGCGCAGCUGAUCAAGGAUCUGAAGAAUGCCAACCCAGCAGCACGCAUCUCCGUGAAGCUGGUGGCCCGACUUGGCAUUGGCGUCAUCGCCUCCGGCGUCGUGAAGGGCAAGGCGGACCACCUCACCAUCUCGGGCAUGUCCGGUGGUACCGGCGCCGCGAAGUGGGGUUCCAUCAAGCACUGCGGCCUUCCUUGGGAGAUCGGCCUGGCGGAGACGCACCAAACCUUGGUCCUCAACGGCCUCCGUAACCGAGUGACCUUGCAAACAGAUGGCCAGGUGCGAACAGGUCGGGAUGUUGUGAUCGCGGCCAUGCUGGGUGCCGAGGAGAUUGCCAUGACGACUGCUCCGCUCAUCACCCUCGGAUGCAUCAUGAUGAGGAAGUGCCACUUGAACACCUGCCCUGUGGGCGUGGCGACGCAGGAUCCGGAACUGCGCAAGAAGUUCACAGGACAGCCGGAGCACCUCAUCAACUACCUCUUCAUGGUCGCUGAGGAGGCCCGCGAGAUCAUGGCUUCGCUGGGAAUCAAGAAGUUCAACGAUCUCAUCGGACGCACCGAUCUCCUCCGACCCAAGGGAUAUCUCAAGGACAACCCGAAGACCGCCGACUUGGACUUCGCGGACCUCCUGAAGCCGGCCUGGACCAUGGAGAACUCCAUGAGCAACAUCGCCGAGCUGCCGAUGUAUUGCUGCGAGCCGCAAGACCAUGAGCUGGCUCAUGCCUUGGACCAGAGCCUCAUCUCCCGCUGCGCCCCGGCGCUGCAGGACAAGGAGAAGGUCCACCUGAAGGGCAUCAACAUCAACAACGUUGACCGCUCAGUGGGAGGCAUCCUCAGUUUCGAGGUCAGCAAGAAGUUCGGUGCAGUUGGACUCCCCGAUGGCACCUUGCACGUGUCCUUCAUUGGCAGCUCAGGACAGUCUUUCGGUAACUUUUUGGCUCCUGGUAUCACUUUCGAGCUGGAGGGCGAUGCCAACGACUACAUCGGCAAGGGCCUGAGUGGAGGCACGCUGGUCGUGUACAAGCCCAACCAGGCUCCGUAUGCGUCGCACGACGCCAUCAUCGCGGGCAACGCUGCGCUCUACGGAGGCACCGCCGGCAAGGCCUUCUUCGCCGGUAUCGCUGCCGAGCGCUUCGCCGUGCGAAAUUCCGGGGCGACGGCGGUCUGCGAAGGCGAGGAGCUCCCAAGAGAUCGGAGCUAA
This is a messenger RNA of Symbiodinium sp. CCMP2592, 2697 nucleotides long. The record is from the annotation of a GenBank genome assembly. Lineage: Eukaryota; Dinophyceae; Suessiales; Symbiodiniaceae.